Molecule: messenger RNA, 3899 nt
Organism: Aethina tumida (small hive beetle)
Lineage: Eukaryota; Metazoa; Arthropoda; Insecta; Coleoptera; Nitidulidae
Product: cilia- and flagella-associated protein 61-like
Exons: 12
Coding region: 26-3847 (1273 amino acids)
Molecular function (GO): oxidoreductase activity
Source: RefSeq, a predicted model, not a curated record
GUCAGAUAUGUCAAAGUAAUUAAAAAUGUCUACGUUGCGGUUUUUGGGCUUGAAGAGCGAUAGGUCUUUGCUGCGGAUGCAGACGCAUCUGUUCAGCACCGAUGAUGUGGUACAUUUGGACAGGACCUGUCUGGAUAUCGUGGAGAAAUUCGUCACACCAACCACAAUAGAAUUGUUCGGUCCUAGGGAUAUUGAGGAAACGCUGAACCUUGCGAGUACCAUAAUCGGUCUCAAAUGUAAAGACGAGGACGCUGUAAUCGCAGUAAUGUGCCUAAACCGUUACCCCAACAUAUCGGCGGUACCGUCGUGGGAUUGGUCCAAUUGGUUUCGACGAUUGUACCAGGUGGGCAACGUGAAUCCCCGCAACACCUUCUGGAUCCAUCUAUUCGUCCACGACCCCACCUAUACCAAAUUCGUCAUGUAUCCAAUGAUCCGGUUGAUCUUCCGUAUGAAGCACAUCGACUACGUGUUCAUGGUGGUACCGCCUGGCAUACAAAAGAUUGACUUCAUCGACGUGUGUGCCACCAGGAUUCUACCAAUCGGGCACAUGAACCCAAGGACAGUACAAACGCUGUACAUGCUUGAAAGGAAGGAUUACGUCAAGAAAUACAAGAUCCGCAGAGCUGUAGAAGAGGAUAAUGAUGACCUGGUGCCCUUAAUCAACAUGUACUCCACCAGACUGAAGGAGUACUACGGGGAAUAUUACAUAGCUGAAAUUCUAACCAGGCAGGACUCACUGGGGCGACAACUAAUCGUCGCCGAGUAUGAGAGUGUUGCCGUGGCUGUUAUUUCCAUGAACGAAAACGUGAACUACGACCUUCUGAACGAGAAAUUCUGGCUGGUACCGUUCAACGGCUUAAGAAAACCGACGGACAAGGACCAAGAGCCGGAAAAUCCCAAGACCACGGCGCCACCACCGCCGGAGCCGACCGACAAAGACGGUAAUAAAAGUCAGGAUGAGAAAUCGGUGGCUGAUGAGGCGUCCUGCACCCCGCCGCCCGAAUCGGUGGUAUCCGACUGCACCAGCAGCACCGAAUCCGAAUUCGACAUCGUGUUCUCGAUGGAACCGGACGUUCACUCGCAAUCCGGCUCCGAGAUCGACGACCUGGAUACGGCCCGGAAGCUCGGCGAAUACGAGGAGCACCUGUUGCAGGCGCACAAGUACUACGAGCACCACAUGGAGUUUGCCAGAGAUGUGGCUGUGGCUCGGGCGGAAUAUGUGCACUUGAUGGAGGACACGGUACUGCCAACUUACUACGGGGGACCCAACGCUUUUGCGUUGGAGAUUGCUCUGGCACAUCCAGAUCAUUUUCCAGCCCUGUCACAUCUUUACGAGGCUGCCUUUCAGUGUUUUCCCGACCGAGAUUUCUGUGUCAUGUCUCUGCCGUUCACCCUAACGCCGCCUGUUUUGCACACGUUCUUGUUCGUGCCCCCACGACCUCAAGGCAUGUUUCCGAACUCCUUGUACUUGUUGCACCGCAGCUCGGUGGUCGGAAACAUUUUCGUCAGGUGUUCCGAGUUUGCGGAUAUGAGGAGCGUUAAGAACUUGGUUGCUAAGUUGCCUAAAGGACAGACAUUGUUCAAUCAGUACGAGUUGUCGUUGAAGCAGCCUUGGCACCCUUACCUCAGUUACGUGAUGACAUGUGACGACCAAAUUGUCGGACUGUCCAUUGUGUCAGAAAUGCGUGACAUAGACUAUCUGGUCGCCCAUUAUUGUCUGGGUAAAUGGAUGGACAAUCGUUUCCACAGAUCUGGCUCACACGGACUGAUCGAAAGCUUGGUGAUUUGUCCGAUUUUCAACAAGUACGGCAGGUACUUUUUGAGCGAGUUGCACCGAUUGUGCGACUUCUCGGUACUAUACUACAAACUCACCUAUGCUGACAACACAGCACUCCGGGAGAGACCCUUAAACAACGCCUUAAACUACAUGAUACCGGUUAACGGAAGGCCUUACUUGACUUACGACAUGGACUAUCUGGAGGAGUACCCUCCAGCUGAGUACAUCACUAGGAAGGAAGAACCUUUCGCCUUGUACAUAAGUUUGGGUUCGUUCUUUAUCAGGAAGAGUUUUGAGUAUAACUCAAGGAUUGUAAUCGUUGGCGCCAGUGACUCAGCCAUUGGAUUUCUUGAGGCGUUGUUCAGUAGCGAACCUGACGAACGUUUGGCAACAUUUCACAAAGUCACUUUGGUAUGUUCGCACCCGUUGUACCGCUACAAAAUUCCUCAGAAAAUCAAGGAACAUUUGUUUAUACAAACUGGGUACGACAGCGAAAGUGCUCUGCAAACAGCUUCACCUUUAACCUACGUGAACAUCGCUUACGGAGUAAUGACCGCCAUCAAUCGCAAAGAUAAGUAUAUAACAAUCGACGACGGCACUUACUUACCGUACGACCUGUUGUUUUUGAUGUGUGGAGAGCAGUUCCAAAAAAACUCGGUACGACCUGAUGUUGAAAGCAAGCGGGAGUUCCCCCAAAACGUCUACAUUAUAAACACCGAAUCGGACGGAGUUGCGGCCUUUAACAACUUGAAAAUUAUGCGUCAACAACGCAAGGGAGAAAAGAUCAUAGUUUAUGGUCACUUUUUACAAGCCCAUUGUUGCCUGGGCACCUUGUGUGCCUAUGGCAUCCCAACCGAGGAAAUAAUCUACGUCGAACCGUUCCCUUACAACGCCUCGUUCGACGGCAUCUUCAGACACAACGUCGCCUUUUACAACGACCCGGAGAUCGACGAGGCGAUUCUGGAAGCCAUUCGAAGAGUCGGCAUUAAGAUCUACCACGGGUACUACUUCCACGAUUGGCGCUACACGCCCGCAGACAACACCAUCACCCACGUAAAGUUCGAAUCCGAAAAUCAGAUAAUAGAAAUCAAGUGCUGCGCACUUUUCUUCUACAUCGGCAAGUCGAUAAGUCCCAGGACGUUCAAGUCCAUUAUACAAGCCGGAUUGGUGUUUGACGGUCGGCUGAUCAUCGACACGAAAUGUCGCACCAACGACAAACAGAUUUACGCCUGCGGCACGUUGACGAGGUACGCCAGGAAGUACGACGCCGACCACUUGAUCCACAAGAACUUCAACCGUAAAGAAAUCGGUUACAAGCUGGGAAUACAAAUCAAGACCAUGCUGCUGAACAAAGUGAUGAUUGAUCACACAUUUAAACCUGUGAUGAUCAAAAAAGUAACUGAUGAUUUAGCCUGCUUGCCAAAAUAUACGAAACCUAUCGUUAAGCACUGUAGACUUCCUGAUGGUCUGCACUAUCUUUCUGUCAGGAAACCGGGCAUGAGGAUACCUUUGGAGGCCGCCUUAUCUAGAGGCGAUUAUGGCCACGUUUUGGUGACUGGUGACUGCAAGAACUUGAACAAACAAGGCUUCUUCCGUUUGCACUUGAACAAGUACAAGAAAGUGGAAACAAUAACCUGCUUGACCAAGUUUCCAAUCGAAGCCAACAACAUUAUUUCAAUCUAUGGCAUGCACGAAAAGCUGCUUAACAAUUUAAUGCUGCGCUUCGACAUGGUUUUAAUCAACGAUUUCUUUGAUUAUUUCCGCCAGCCGUGGGCCUACGCCUUGUACCACGAUCGCUUCUCCAAACUUUGGGCUGAACUCGAGUUAUUCAUGGAGGAAUCUGAGACCGAUGACGGAGACAAAUACAAAGACCUAAUAAACCAGCUCCUGACUGAAAGAAACUGGGCGAUGAUGGAGGAAGAGAAGAAGGUGGAGCUGGAACACAUUUUCAAAGACUCGGUAAGCGAAAAGCAGCUCGAAACGUUGUUGAUCAAGUUCUUGGACGAGAACGAGCCGCACCUGUCGAUGUACGGUACUCCGACGAAAAUCAAGAAGAUGAUCGAAGAAUAAUUGUAAUUAAAAUUGUAGACGAGUUUAUAAUUAUACACAUGUUUUUCUACAA